GACUGUGUUCCCCAGCCAAGUAUAGGUCACAACUGUGACAGGCUCUGACCACAGUUAAAAGCAGUCUCUGUCCCAAAGAGUUUGCAGUUAGUUGUCAAGAAGAUGCUUUUAUCAGAUUGUUCUCAGAUUAUGAGAGAGGCUGAUCUAAUGCCAUACCAAAAUUUCGUGUCCAAGAAAGGUGAGAACUGAACUGCCAUUUUUAAUUUAAAACCUUUGUAGUAAUCAAGACAUCCAUUUCCCUCACACGGGGGUAACAAAGCCUCAGCGUUUGCAUACAAUUGUCUCUAUGGGGCCGGUACUGUGCAAGAGCUGAACACGGUGGGUUUGUACUCUGAACUCUGUGCGUGCCUGCACAACUUUGCUGGGCCAGUCACUGCAGUGAAACUAGAGCGAGGAAUCCACAGCCCCGCGACCCGUAACCACCCCGAAGGAAAGCGCUUCAAGGCUUUCAUGGCCAAAGACGGGAAGUGACUUUGUGCGACUCGUCCUGCUGACACAAAAGAGACCCGCAAGUAUCGGCCGGCCCAACUGCUGCGGUUCUGGAGAAUGGCUGACUGGGCCCCCAUAGCGAAGGAGUACGACCCGCUCAAGGCUGGCAGCAUCGAUGGCACGGACGAGGAGCCCCACGACCGGGCCAUAUGGCGGGCCAUGCUGGCACGGUACGUACCCAACAAGGGCGUCACGGGAGAUCCUCACCUCACCCUCUUCGUGGCGAGGCUCAAUCUUCAGACCACAGAAGAGAAGUUAAAGGAGGUUUUUUCCCGCUACGGAGACAUCCGGAAGAUCCGUCUGGUUCGAGACCUGGUCACGGGGUUUUCCAAGGGUUACGCGUUUAUCGAGUACAAGGAGGAGCGCGCACUCCUGAAGGCUCACAGAGAUGCCAACAGGCUGGUCAUCGACCAGCAUGAGAUCUUCGUAGACUUUGAACUGGAAAGAACUCUCAAAGGAUGGAUUCCCCGGAGGCUUGGGGGUGGGUUUGGAGGCAAAAAAGAGUCUGGGCAGCUGCGGUUCGGAGGACGGGACAGACCUUUUCGAAAGCCCAUCAAUUUGCCAAACAUGAAAAAUGAUUUCUAUGGGGAAGGAUCAUCAGAGAAAAGAAACUGGUCUCGUGAGGGAGCAAGGGACUGGAGAACAAGGGAUCGGGACCACGAGAGGAGCAGGGACAAACGCUGGCCAGAAAGGGAGAGGUCGUGGGCUUGGGGUGACAGUGAGAGAGACAGGGACUCCAAAGAGGAGAGGAGCAGGGGGAGGGAGAGGAAGGACAGAGACAGGAAGGACAGGGAUAGAGACCGGAGCAGGGACAGAGAUAGCAAGAAGCAAAGAGAUGAUGAGAAGCACCGCUAGGUGACUGUGCCUUGUCCUUGGGGUGUGACCUGCCCUUAGAGCAGCUCGGGGCUGUGACAGCAAUCCCAAAACAAGCUGUGGUGUUGCCACCUUGUACCUGUGACUCUGCUGCCAGCAGCUCUCUGUAGUUCGGUUCCUAAUGCAGUUCAGAUGUCUGUUGUAUUGUUCUUUAGAGAAAAUAAACUUUUCUAUUAAUGUUUUUGAACUGGUGAGUGCUGUAAGAAAUGCACCAUGUGUUCAGGCAUCCCACUGAGCUGAGCACACACCUUGUCUUGCCUGGGUGAGGAGUUAUCUGUGGGCCAGGUGUCCUCUUGUUUGUUAUGAAACAAUCCCAUGCUGGAGACACAGGAAUGGAACAGCAACAAACUGAAACUUCUGUGCCCCAAACCAGAAGCUGAUGGCUUCAUUUUUGUGAAGACACUGGGACAGGCAAGACAUUUAUUGAUACUGUGUCCUUGACUAGUUCUGCCAGAUGAGAGAGAAAUGUGGAACCAAUCCACUGUCUGUGACACGGGAGGAUGAAACUCCUUUGUACAGAGGAAUGUGCACCACAGGGCAGUAAGCACAUCAGAAAAUGCCUCAUGUUCCUGAUGAAUCCAUGGACACUCACUACAGGAGGGUCAUGGUUGUAGCUGCACCCACUCUGUCCUCACCCUUCUACACAGGGUUUAAAUCCUUUCUGGAAACUGGCUUUGCUGCUGGUUGUAGCUGAAUUGGGGAAAACAGAGGGCAAAACAUUUUUUCAGGGCUAGGAUAUGUAAAUACAGACACAUCUCUUCCAUUAAGGAGUUUACAGGGCUUUCUAGAAAAGGCUCUGUCAUGUUCUUUGUCAUCAUAAGCCAUUCCUAAAUAUAUAAUGUAUUUUAAAUUGUAUUUCAUCCGUCUUGGAAUGGCUCUGUCCUAAACCUUGUCUGGUUUGAGGCUGUAUUUCCAUGAAGAGUUGUACACACAUGGAUCCACAGGCUGU
Ficedula albicollis (Collared flycatcher) is the source of this 2311-nucleotide messenger RNA. It is a transcript of the gene SNRNP35, whose product is annotated as small nuclear ribonucleoprotein U11/U12 subunit 35. Gene Ontology annotation, molecular function: snRNA binding; mRNA binding. Gene Ontology annotation, biological process: mRNA splicing, via spliceosome. Gene Ontology annotation, cellular component: precatalytic spliceosome; U12-type spliceosomal complex. The record is from RefSeq and is a predicted model, not a curated record. The coding region runs from base 547 to 1344 and encodes 265 amino acids. The transcript has 2 exons. Lineage: Eukaryota; Metazoa; Chordata; Aves; Passeriformes; Muscicapidae.